AUGGUUCAAAUCGAGAAGAUCACGCCUGGAGAUGGCAAGAACUUCCCUAAGAAGGGGGACACGGUGACGAUGCAGUACAUCGGUACGCUGGCUGCCAACGGUAAGGAGUUCGAUUCCUCGCGCAAGCCCGGUCGUGGACCUUUCGAGACCGCCAUCGGCGUCGGCCGCGUCAUUCAGGGUUGGGACGAGGGCGUUCCCCAGCUGAGCCUCGGCGAGAGGGCCAAGCUCCACAUCCCCGCCAACGAGGGCUACGGCGCUCGUGGCGCCGGCGGCGUCAUUCCCCCCAACGCAGACCUCAUCUUCGACGUCGAGCUCCUCGCUAUCAACGGCAAGAGCGGUAAGUAG
Molecule: messenger RNA, 345 nt
Organism: Kalmanozyma brasiliensis GHG001
Lineage: Eukaryota; Fungi; Basidiomycota; Ustilaginomycetes; Ustilaginales
Product: Peptidyl-prolyl cis-trans isomerase, FKBP-type, domain protein
Exons: 2
Coding region: 1-345 (114 amino acids)
Molecular function (GO): peptidyl-prolyl cis-trans isomerase activity
Source: RefSeq, a predicted model, not a curated record